CUGUGCCACACUAUAAAAGGCCCUCACCAACCCAUGGCUUCUUCUCCUCAUCAGCCAUAGACAACAAACAAGAUCAAUCACUUGGCCACAUCGCAGCUAUAAUCUACUAGCGCUACUACACUAGAAGCACCCAUAUAAGCAAAGAAGAGACAAGAAGAACAAGAUCAUGUACCACCAUAACCAUGGCGAGGUGGCCAGCCUUCACUUCCUCCAGCCUCCAAAUCCUUCCCGCUCCUUCGCCACUCACCACCACAUGAGCAUGGCCUUGCCGCCUGAGGUCUACUUCCCUCCCUCCUUUGAUCCUACCGCUCUACUUGCCGGCGACGAUGUGGCAGCUGCCUUUGAGUUUGACACUAUUCUUGAAGAAGCGGCUCACCAUGCCAGCGGCAAUGGCUCACCCAGCUCAGGCUCCGACGCCGUUAACUACUGCCAAUUGGGUGGUGCUGACUCUGGCGUCGGAGGUGCGGAGGAGGAAAGGAGGAGGAGGCGGAUGGUAUCAAACCGGGAGUCGGCGCGGCGGUCACGCAUGCGUAAGCAGCGGCAGCUGAGCGAGCUGUGGGCGCAGGUCACCCACCUCCGCGGCGCCAACCGCCGCCUCCUCGACGAGCUCAACGGUGCAUUGAGGCAGUGCGCUGACGCCUGCCGCGAGAGCGCCAAUCUCAGGGACGAGAAGGCCGAGCUGACCAAGAAGCUCGAGCAGCUGUCGGAGCAAUCGGCGCCAGAAGAGAAGGCCGCCUCGAGCAAUCACAGUAGCUGCUCCUCGGAGACAUGCUGCAAGGAGAGCACCACUGUUGCUGCUUCUAUUGAAUGAUGAAUAUUGUUAUACUCGAAUUAUCCACCCAGAUUUUUACUUGAGAGGAUAACAACUACUAUAUCAAUAAGAACAUGCAUGUAAAACUAAACAAUGAUAUAUAAUUAUUUAAUGGCGAUGCCUGGGAUCAGCAUGCACCCUGCACCCUGCAAUCAGUUUCCCUUAUCUGGAAUGUGUUUUGUGUAACCAUUUAGGUACUUAUCUUGUAUGUAUAAAUUAACAUGGAUAAGAUGUAUUAUUGCAAGUUGCAAACUUGAACCCGUUAGAACAGAAGGAACAGUAGCAAGAUCAAAGUAUGAGAGUGAGAGAGCAAGGAAAGACCAUAAGCCAGUGAGAAGGACAAGUGUUUAGCUUUCCAUUAUGCUGUGCAACUAAAUGAAGAGAAAAAAUAGUGUCUUCACUUGAUGAUAUCAUAAGCUCAACUUCCAUGUAAUGGCUUUGUGAUUCCUAAUGAAUUGUCUACUUCA
Messenger RNA from Lolium perenne, 1278 nucleotides. RefSeq lists its product as uncharacterized. Gene Ontology annotation, biological process: regulation of DNA-templated transcription. Gene Ontology annotation, molecular function: DNA-binding transcription factor activity. NCBI's taxonomy places the organism in Eukaryota, Viridiplantae, Streptophyta, Magnoliopsida, Poales, Poaceae. The record is from RefSeq and is a predicted model, not a curated record.